AUGAAUGGCUAUUUUCAAACAAGCAGAGGGCUAAGACAAGGAGACCCGAUGUCUCUGUUGCUCUUUGUUCUGGGAAUGGAGUAUCUUAGUAGAAUCAUGAGCAAAGUUGGUGAAAAACAAGAUUUCUUUUUUCAUGAAAGAUGCAACGAACUCAAACUAAAUCAUCUCAGUUUUGCGGAUGAUGUACUAUUAUUCUGCAGGGGUGAUUUUAAAAGCAUCUACCGAAUGCUUCAAGGCCUGAAUUUGUUUUCAAAUUCCUCUGGAUUGGUCCCAAAUAAGUCUAAAUCAACCAUUUACUGCACUGGCAUGGAGGAAAAUGAAAUUAAAAGAGUGGUUGACAUGUCUGGCUUCACUAGAGAAGACCUUCCAUUCAAAUAUCUUGGUCUCCCAAUUUGUGCAAAAAGGAUUUCUAAGGAGGAAUGCAAGUUGUUAGUGGACAAGAUGAUUGCCCGAAUUAAGGUUUGGAGCACUAGAAAUCUAUCAUAUGCUGGGAGGGCUGUUCUGAUUAAUUCAGUUCUUCUCACUAUCCAUGCUUAUUGGAGUCAAGUUAUGAUUCUCCCCAAAAGAGUAGUUGCUGAUAUUGAAGCCAUAUGCAGAAGUUUUUUGGGGAAAGGGCAAAGUGUUAUGGCAGGUGCUGGGAAUAUUGCAUGGAAAAACAUAUGCAAGCCAAAGAAAUCUGGUGGUAUAGGUUUCAUGAGCAUACAUGAAUGGAACAAAGCUGCUGUUAUUAAAAAUAUAUGGGCAAUUGCAUCAAAGAAAGACAACUUGUGGGUAAAAUGGGUGCAUAAUGUCUAUAUCAACAAAGACUCUUGGUGGGAGUACGAGGCCCCUAUUCAAAGCAGUUGGUAUUGGAAGAAACUAGUUGAGCUCAAAAAUGAAUGGAAAGAUCAAAUCAACACAAGUCAGUUUGCUGCUGGAAAUUACAAAAUAUCUGAUGUAUACAAUCAUAUGACAGUAGGAAACCAAGUUUGUCACUGGAGUAAACAGGUGUGGUCGAGGAUGAACAUACCAAAGCAUAGCUUUUUGCUUUGGCUAGCUGUGCAAGACAGGUUAAAAACCAGGCGAAGACUAGUCAGAUUUCAGAUUGCAACAGAUGCACAAUGUAUUCUCUGCAAUGAAUCUGAUGAAACAGCCGAGCAUUUAUACUUAUGCUGCAAAUUCUCUAAGGAGUGUCUCGAACAAGUUAAGGCAUGGCUUGGCUGGGGAGCUACAACCAUAUCACUGCAGGAGAUCAUUAGAUGGAUAAAUAGAGCCAAGAAAUCCAAGUUCAGAAAGGCUGUAUAUGCGGCUGCUACUGCAGCUUUAGUCUAUCAUAUUUGGAGAACCAAGAACUGUAUUUUAUGGCAGGGAAACAACACUCAAAUGCAGCAGAUGAUUCAAGAAGUAAAGUGGCAAGUUAAAACUAGGAUCACUUGUGUGAUGCCUAAAAAAGUAGCUCAAAUAGUUUAUGAAUGGUUUGAUUCUUUGUAA
Cannabis sativa is the source of this 1470-nucleotide messenger RNA. RefSeq lists its product as uncharacterized. The transcript has a single exon. NCBI's taxonomy places the organism in Eukaryota, Viridiplantae, Streptophyta, Magnoliopsida, Rosales, Cannabaceae. Bases 1 to 1470 code for a protein of 489 amino acids. The record is from RefSeq and is a predicted model, not a curated record.